AUGGGGUAUUUCCAUACGAAGGCCAUUCUCUGUCGCGACCAAUUCGACGUAAGGAAAAGCGGCAACGCAGAAAUCGCGGCGGAUCAGACUGGAUCAAGUCUUCCUUGGCGCAUAGACAUAUACCAUGCCGGAGGAAGAGAAUUGAAGAACAGAAGGAGAAGAGACCCUUCGAGCCCAGUGGAAGACAAUAAGACUUGGCUUGCCUGUAGGGCACCUAAAGGUUGGACCACGGAUAAACUUGGGAAAUGUACCGGUAGAAGAAUGAACUCUUCAGCUCGCGAGCACCACUCAAACCUUGCCAUCUCUGUGGGCCGAUACACUGCAACUCCUUGGGUAUCACAUCAGGGCAUGAAAUGA
Molecule: messenger RNA, 357 nt
Organism: Stereum hirsutum FP-91666 SS1
Lineage: Eukaryota; Fungi; Basidiomycota; Agaricomycetes; Russulales; Stereaceae
Exons: 1
Coding region: 1-357 (118 amino acids)
Source: RefSeq, a predicted model, not a curated record